Molecule: messenger RNA, 2690 nt
Organism: Bolinopsis microptera
Lineage: Eukaryota; Metazoa; Ctenophora; Tentaculata; Lobata; Bolinopsidae
Exons: 3
Coding region: 816-2636 (606 amino acids)
Biological process (GO): lipid metabolic process
Molecular function (GO): phosphoric diester hydrolase activity
Source: RefSeq, a predicted model, not a curated record
AGCUUAAUAUGUUCGGGUUGAUAACGUAAAGCAGAGCAGGAGUAACUACAUUACUUGAUAAAGCUCACCACAUUGCUAAAUCAGUUCUCCUAGUGGAAACGGAAAAUGUUUGCAGCAGCUGUGCUCUUCUCUUUGCCUUUUGUUGUUGCCUCUAAAAUCGGAAGUUUCUGCGACCAGAACACUACGUGUGAGAGUAUAUUCGAGACAUGUUCAGAGAGUACACACACCGAGAAACAUGGUAAUAUGUUCGGGUACUGUAAAGAGGUUAACCUCUUCGACCAGUGGUGGCUCCUUCUUGCUACUUGUGUAGUUUUGGUGACGAUAAUAUCAUCAGUCACUCACUGCUGGUGUAUCAGAGAGAUUAUCAAAGGAUAGCACUCCGGACCCUAACAACAAAUCACAGCAGACCUAGUAACAGUAACAGUAACCCCUCCAGCUGACUAAUUACUACAUCAUACCUUCUGCCAUCACCAUCCUGUUCCUGAAGAUAUCAGGAACACAGGAACACAGAUGUAUCAUAAAAGAGUAUAAUCACAAUAUGGACCGAACUUAGACAUUCUAAAGGUCUUAGAAUAUUGAGACUAUCAAAUUUGGUUUAUAUUUAACAGUAUUUUGUAGAUCAGAACAGUCAAAGAACCGUGCGUCCUUCAGUUAGUUGGAAACAGCUGUCACUGUACGGGUCCAGCACCGGUUUAGUCGCGAAAUUAAAUGUUCCAAUCAGAUUAAAUCUGAACUUUUCACACCUCAAAAUUUACUACAAUCUCUUGGCUAUUAAAGAAUUAAAACAGUUCGUGAUUUCCAGUCUACUUGACACGAUGUUCCUACUGCUGAUCACUGCGACAUGGGGCGUGGCCCUGGGCCAGGAAUACUACCCUGCUGGAAACCCCAACCGAGAGUUCUACGUGAUAGCUCACAUGGUGAACAACGAGAAUAUUGCAACAUGGGCCAUGAGAUCUGGAGCUAAUGCUCUUGAGAUAGACAUACAGUUUAACCAACUCACGGGACAAGUAACGGACGUUCACCACGGUAUCCCGUGUGAUUGUACCUGUUACCUCAACAUGUUCGGAGGAUCUGUUUGUGACUUUGAGGGGGUUUGCACUGGCCACACUCCCCACCAGAGGGUGUUCCAGGCUAUAAUGGACGACGAUUAUCUGCACAACCUUGCUCUGAUCUACAUUGACAGUAAGAUAGUACCUUUAACCCAGAGUGUACAGGCUCUAGCAGGCGUGGAAGUAGUGGAGAUGCUGGAAAGAGAGCUGUUCAGCAAAGGUUACCGUGGCAAGGUGCUCAUUGGGGUUGGAUCUGAUAUCUACUUGAAAACUACAGCAGAAAGAGCCUCCAGAUCAGCCUGGACCCAUCUCAUCUACUUGACAUACGACAUGUUCGACACCACCCUGGGUGCCCUGAAGACCAUGAUAGAGCUGCCGUACCCCAACAAGAUAUUCUCCAUCGGUCUGACAGCUUGUUCCCCCACUCAGUACUACUGGGACACAACAAUAGCUGCUGUUAACAAGGCUAAAGGUCUCCUCUCUGACGUUGUAGCAUGGACAGUGGACAGUGAGGCCAGUUGGGAGGAGUACUACAUUGCAGGGGCCAGAGGAAUGAUCACCAACUUUGUUCACAACAUGUUGGACUGGGUAGCUAGAAAGGGCCUGACACUUACUCGACCUGUACUUCAACUUGGAGCAGAUUCUUUGAACCCACUGCCGGAUAUAAACAAGAUUAUCGCAGAGCAGGAGAUGGUAACAGAUAUAGGAUGGUGCGACUGUGUGUACUCAGCUGGGGGCUGCAGUAUCUACACACCGGCCCCAGCUUACAGUGCCUGCAGGUGUUUGUACGAUGCAGCCUGGCAGUGCUCUGGUCAGGUUGUAGGAUGUGACCAGUCCGACCAUCCUCUCUGUGUCAAACCGGACAAGAGUGUCCUGUCCUGUGCGCAGGGUGGAGGUGACUGUGGGGGCUACAUCAACACUGAACUAACGUGUGACUGUCAAUACAGCCUCGGAGGCUGCACAGUCUACGAUCCUGCUCCACCAGGCUAUGCCUGCCAGUGCUCUUACGACAAGUUCUGGAUGUGUUCCGGAACCCUGACCCCUUGUCGGGACCCACACUCUGAGUCCUGUUCCUCCCCGGAUACCUCUAUCUUCUCCUGCCUGCAGGGUAAGGGUGAUUGUGGUGGUUACACCGACUACACGUGUGAGUGUAGUUACGGAAGUGGAGGAUGUACCAUCACCAAACCCUCUCCACCGGGCACUGCCUGUAGAUGUGACUACAAGGGAGCAUGGACCUGUUCAGGUACAAUAGUUACCUGUAAAAACGACGAGGCGGUGGACUGUGUGAGCCCGAGUACUAGUAUUGGGAGUUGUGUCCAAGGAGGAGGGGAGUGCGGAGCUUACCCGGAGAAAUGCAAAUGUGGAGUUAAAAACGAGGGCGGUUGUUUCAUCACCUCCCCGGCUCCAGCCUACACUGCUUGUAGCUGCGCAUACAGCUCCUUCCCUUACUUCAGUUGUACUGGUUACGUGGCCCCUUGUGGAGUGUACCACUCUGCUACAUGUGCCGAACCCGACACAACUGUAGACUCCUGUCUUCAGGGAGGAGGAAACUGUGUGGGCUAUAAAGAACAUGUGGAUGUUUUCUAAAAAUUCUUAUAUUUUUUACAGUAAGACUCUACUCUUUUGAUUACAAAUAAUUUC